Acanthocheilonema viteae is the source of this 603-nucleotide messenger RNA. Lineage: Eukaryota; Metazoa; Nematoda; Chromadorea; Rhabditida; Onchocercidae. The record is from the annotation of a GenBank genome assembly.
AUGCCAGGUGGAACACUUUGCCAGGUGCAGAAUAUAUCAACACGUACAAAGCGGAAAACAGGAGAAUUGAAAGUUUCAAAAACAACGACCGAUAUCAAGGAUGAAUAUGAGCAAAGCGAAGCGAAAAUUGGGAAUAAAAAUAUAAAGAGUGUGAAGAGGAAUUCAGUACAUACUGAGGAGAAUUUGAAUGAAACGAAGAUUUUAAAGGCGGUACUUCAACAUAAGAAACCAAACGCUGUUGAGGUUGCAGUACAAACGGAUGUAGUAGCUAGCACUGAAUUGCCGAAUCUAACAGCUGAAGAUCUGAGGUCGCCAGAAGUUAGUGCAAAUUAUUGGCGCCGAUUGGCAGAGCGACUGCGUGUCGAAAACGAACAGAAAGCAAAGAUCAAUUUCGAGUUAUCGAUUCGUUUAGCCAAGCUAAAUGAAGAAAUUGCGGAGAAAGAAGAAGAUUAUAUCGCACUUAAGCAUUAUAUUUUUGACGAAGAAAAUGUCGAGUACUUUAGCAACACUCAAUUCAACGAAGAUGAAGAGGCUGAAGAUGAAGGAGAAGAUGAAGAUAACAGUGUUGACUGCGUUGGAGAAAAUUAUAUCAUCCCGCUAUGA